Messenger RNA from Amphibalanus amphitrite, 749 nucleotides. Its product is annotated as DNA-directed RNA polymerase II subunit RPB4-like. The record is from RefSeq and is a predicted model, not a curated record. Gene Ontology annotation, molecular function: translation initiation factor binding; nucleotide binding. The transcript is spliced from 5 exons. Gene Ontology annotation, cellular component: RNA polymerase II, core complex; P-body. Lineage: Eukaryota; Metazoa; Arthropoda; Thecostraca; Balanomorpha; Balanidae. Gene Ontology annotation, biological process: mRNA export from nucleus in response to heat stress; positive regulation of translational initiation; transcription initiation at RNA polymerase II promoter. Bases 104 to 520 code for a protein of 138 amino acids.
GGAGCGGCGAAUCUGUCGUGGUGUGGUAGCGUAUAUUUAUAAACAAUAUUAUAAAUUAGCCUUUUUAGAGGUUUUUUCCCAGUCUAGUUCCAAAGCCAAAACCAUGGCACAUGUUCCUGCAGAGCAACCAGAAGAGGAUGCAUCAGAACUGCAGUUCCCAAAAGAGUUUGACAAUGCUGAGACACUCAUGAUAUCAGAGGUACACAUGCUUUUGGAGCACCGCAAGGCUCAGAAUGAGAAUGCCGAAGAGGAACAAGAACUAUCGGAGGUUUUCCUGAAGACUCUGGCGUACGCCGGUCGUUUCGCUAAGUUCAAGAACCGAGAAACGAUUGCAUCUGUCCGAAAUCUCCUUGCUCAGAAAAAGCUGCACAAGUACGAGCUUGCCGCACUGGCCAGUCUUUGCCCAGACAACCCUGAUGAGGCCAAAACACUUAUACCCAGCCUGGAGGGACGUUACGAGGACGAAGAACUUCGGGCCAUCCUGGACGACAUUCAGACCAAGCGCAGCUUCCAGUAUUGAGCGUAUCGCAGCCGCGUGCUGCCAGCUUAUUUGUGUGGUGAUGGUUGUCAUGUCGUUCCCCUUACUACAUAGUUUGGACCACACGCCUACAUGGCCGAUCAGUAACAUCGCAAGUGCAGGCUGUUCUGGUCUUUAUUUUCAUUCACCCAUGUAGUCUACUUCAUCGACAUAUUGUCAUCAAUCAUUGCCUUGUGAUAAGUUGUGAAAUAAAGAGCAGGUGCUAGGUAAU